This is a messenger RNA of Bufo bufo (common toad), 2948 nucleotides long. RefSeq names its product polypyrimidine tract binding protein 2 (gene PTBP2). The coding region runs from base 107 to 1702 and encodes 531 amino acids. Gene Ontology annotation, biological process: regulation of RNA splicing; mRNA processing. Gene Ontology annotation, molecular function: mRNA binding. Lineage: Eukaryota; Metazoa; Chordata; Amphibia; Anura; Bufonidae. Gene Ontology annotation, cellular component: nucleus. The transcript is spliced from 14 exons. The record is from RefSeq and is a predicted model, not a curated record.
CGCUCGGCUGUUUCCGUCCCAUCGGGCGGCGCCAUUUUGUUUAUGUGUGGAGUCGGCGGUUGAGGUGCAGGUUAGGAUCCCAUAAGGAGCGGACACCAAUCCGGCAAUGGACGGCAUUGUUGCUGAUGUUGCAGUGGGCGUCAAGAGAGGUUCUGACGAGCUGCUUUCAGGAAGUGUUCUUAAUGGUCCCAGUUCUAACAUGACCAGCCUAGUUGUGACAGCCAAUGGAAAUGAUAACAAAAAAUUUAAAGGAGAUGAUAAAAUGGAAAAUGCACCUUCCCGGGUGCUUCAUAUCCGAAAACUUCCCGGUGAAGUAACAGAGACUGAAGUCAUUGCUUUGGGGUUGCCUUUUGGGAAAGUAACAAAUAUCCUGAUGUUAAAAGGAAAAAAUCAGGCUUUUUUGGAAUUGGCAACAGAGGAAUCGGCUUCCACAAUGGUUAAUUAUUACGCUUCCAUGACGCCUCACCUACGUAACCAACCAAUCUAUAUUCAGUACUCUAACCAUAAAGAACUUAAGACAGACAGUGCACUGAACCAGCGCGCCCAAGCAGUGCUUCAGGCGGUAUCUGCCGUUCAGACUACCAAUUCCACUGUGGCUAACGCAGCAGGAACGGAGAAUGCCGUAUCUUCUGCUCACAGCCCAGUGCUCAGAAUCAUCAUUGACAACAUGUACUACCCUGUAACACUUGAUGUCCUGCACCAGAUCUUUUCCAAGUUUGGAACCGUGUUGAAGAUAAUCACAUUCACAAAAAACAAUCAGUUUCAAGCUUUGCUUCAAUAUGCAGACCCAGUGAAUGCACAACAGGCAAAGCUGGCAUUAGAUGGGCAAAAUAUAUACAAUGCUUGUUGUACCCUCCGGAUCGAUUUUUCCAAGCUGGUGAACCUAAAUGUGAAGUACAACAAUGACAAAAGUCGAGACUAUACACGACCAGACUUGCCGUCUGGGGAUGGGCAGCCUGCAUUAGAUCCAGCUAUAGCUGCGGCUUUUGCCAAGGAAACAUCCCUCCUAGCGGUUCCUGGUGCACUAAGCCCAUUAGGAAUGACCAAUGCAGCUGCUGCUGCAGCCGCCGCCGCCGCGGGCCGUGUUGGCAUGCAUGGUGUUACAACGGGUGGCAACACUGUUCUUCUUGUAAGCAAUCUGAAUGAAGAGAUGGUUUCGCCCCAAAGUCUGUUUACCCUCUUCGGUGUCUAUGGCGAUGUGCAGCGAGUGAAGAUUUUAUACAAUAAGAAAGACAGUGCUCUUAUACAGAUGGCUGAUGGCAACCAGUCACAGCUGGCUAUGAGUCACCUUAAUGGACAGAAGAUGUACGGAAAGAUUAUCAGGGUUACAUUGUCCAAGCAUCAGACAGUGCAGCUACCUCGAGAAGGGCUGGAUGAUCAAGGGCUAACAAAGGAUUUUGGCAACUCUCAGCUACAUCGUUUCAAAAAGCCCGGUUCUAAAAAUUUUCAGAAUAUCUUCCCACCUUCUGCAACUCUUCAUUUGUCGAACAUUCCGCAAACCAUUACUGAAGACGACUUGCGCACACUUUUUACAAACACAGGGGGAACUGUUAAAGCUUUCAAAUUUUUUCAGGACCAUAAAAUGGCCCUCCUUCAGAUGUCCACUGUGGAAGAAGCUAUACAGGCACUGAUUGACCUCCACAAUUACAACAUUGGUGAUAAUCACCAUCUGAGAGUUUCAUUCUCCAAAUCAACUAUUUAAAAGACCAGAGAGGAGGAUGAAAAAUAAAAAAAAGCGUCUGGUGUUGUUGCAUUGUUCAGUGUGUUGUCACCAAUAGACUGUUCAGAAAAGUGGGGACCAGACUCUAUUUUGUUCUUCACUCUGUUAUCAUUCCUUGGUUCUUUAUAUAAAUGAUUGAUUUAAACCGCAGUUAACAUUUAGCUGCAGAUUGUGCACGGUGACUAGGGAAGCCAUUUGUGUUUAAGUUUCCAUUUCAAUUUUCUUUUUCUUUUUUUUUUUUUCUCUCCAUGGACAUGUGCCUUAUGAAAAUGUGUAUUUUGUUUUUCCUUACGUGCUACCAUUUUAGAACACAGGAGAAUCCUCAUGGGCACAUUGUUACAUUAAGCACCAGGAGUUGUGUAAAAAGGUUAAGUUUUGAUUCAUCUGCCAUUUUCAUUUUUCCUUUUCCCCUCCCUCUGCCCCUGUUAAUUGCCUUUGUUCCAUUUUGUAGGUUUCUUUGUUUACUGUCAGAGGACUAAAUUUUUUUAUUUUAUUUUUUUGACUGUGAGAAAGAUCCCUAAAGUGUUGACCACGGUAUAGAAAACCUUAACCUUUUGUACACUCUUGUGAGACGUAUCAUUUAAAUGUCGGCACUAAAGUAAUGUCUUGUUUGUGGCUGAAUAUUUUCUGUAGUUUUUGAAGUUGACAUGACUGAUGUGCAUUUACCUAUAUAUUGCCAUCUUCUGUUUGUAAAUUCUACUUGGAUAUAGUUGUGGAUUUUCUGAGCAUGUGCAGACCGGUCAAGCAAUUUCCGAAACUGGCGCAUGUAUUUUUACUAUGGCAGGGGGAGCCUUUGACAAGUGAAGAGAAUAGUGGCAGUUUUUGAUAACUGACAACCAGGUGGGACCAAAGUUUAUGUGCCUUUAGUCUUAAUUUUUUUCCCUUGCAUUGUAAUAUUAUGUUUUAAUAAAGAACAGAAAUAUUUUGUAUUUAGAAACAGACCUGACUUAUAGACAUGGCUCAGAAUCUACAGGCUGCAGUCAGGGGAGCGGCUCAUCUUUUCAGCGAUUCGCUACCUUGACUGUGUGCAGGACAAGUACAUUUUUCAAAUUGAUGUAUUUGGUUAAAAUCCAUAGAUUCUGUUUAUGUAGGAAAUAAAUGGUCAUGUAUAUUUUCUAUUAGUUAAGUUUUUACAUCUUUAGAAAUGUAAAAUUCAGUCUAGUUUGGUUGCGGCACAAUUAAAAAUUAAUUUUCUAACAAAGUUGGAAGGUUUGACGGUGGUUUUGAU